CGUCCCGGGGCGCCCCGCGCCGCCCGGGGCAUGGCCGCGGCGUGAGCAUGGAGCCGGAGGCGAAGGCGGCCGAUCCCGAGGCGGGGGCCAUGCCGGAGAAGCGCGCGAGCGCGCAGGCCGCGGGCGGCGGCGCGCCACAAGGCCUUGGACGACCAAGCGUAUACCAUGCUGCUAUUGUCAUCUUCCUUGAAUUCUUUGCAUGGGGCCUGUUGACAACUCCAAUGUUAACUGUUCUACAUGAAACAUUUCCUCAGCACACUUUCCUCAUGAAUGGUCUCAUUCAAGGUGUAAAGGGUCUGCUCUCUUUCCUCAGUGCCCCUCUCAUAGGCGCCCUCUCGGACGUCUGGGGCAGGAAGCCCUUUCUCCUUGGCACAGUUUUCUUCACCUGCUUCCCGAUUCCUCUGAUGCGGAUCAGCCCUUGGUGGUAUUUCGCCAUGAUUUCCGUGUCUGGAGUCUUCUCGGUCACGUUCUCUGUGAUAUUUGCCUACGUGGCCGAUGUCACGCAGGAGCAUGAGCGGAGCACUGCUUACGGCUGGGUCUCCGCUACCUUCGCGGCCAGCCUGGUCAGCAGUCCUGCCAUCGGAGCAUACCUCUCGGCCAGUUACGGAGACAGCCUCGUGGUGCUGGUGGCCACUGUGGUGGCUCUCGUGGACAUCUGCUUCAUCUUACUGGCUGUCCCAGAGUCUCUGCCGGAGAAGAUGAGGCCGCUUUCCUGGGGAGCUCAGAUUUCUUGGAAACAGGCGGAUCCUUUUGCGUCUCUGAAGAAAGUCGGCAAAGAUUCUACCGUUCUGCUGAUCUGCAUCACUGUGUUUCUCUCGUACCUUCCUGAAGCUGGACAGUAUUCAAGUUUUUUUCUCUAUCUCAGGCAGGUCAUAGGUUUUGGAUCUGUUAAAAUCGCAGCAUUCAUAGCGAUGGUAGGAAUCCUGUCUAUUGUGGCUCAGACAGUCUUCCUGAGCAUCUUGAUGAGAUCCUUAGGGAACAAGAACACUGUCCUCCUUGGCCUGGGCUUCCAGAUGUUCCAGCUAGCCUGGUACGGGUUUGGAUCUCAAGCCUGGAUGAUGUGGGCCGCGGGGACAGUGGCUGCCUUGUCCAGCAUCACGUUUCCAGCGAUCAGUGCCCUCGUCUCACGGAAUGCUGAGUCGGAUCAGCAAGGAGUCGCGCAGGGGAUCAUAACUGGAAUAAGGGGACUCUGCAAUGGCUUGGGGCCAGCACUGUAUGGCUUCAUUUUCUACAUGUUUCACGUCGAGCUGACCGAGUUGGGACCAGAAGUGAAUUCUAACAGUGCUGCCCUCCAGGGAGCCAUGGUCCCAGGCCCACCGUUUUUAUUCGGGGCAUGUAUAGUCCUUAUGUCCUUUCUGGUUGCCUUAUUCAUCCCUGAGUACAGCAAAGGCAGCGGGAUCCAGAAGCAUAGCAACAGCAUCAGCGGGAGCCUGACCAAUACCCCAGACCGGGCCAGUGACGAGGACAUUGAGCCACUGUUGCAAGACAGCAGCAUCUGGGAGCUCUCUUCCUUCGAAGAGCCCGGGAACCAGUGCACUGAGCUGUAGCCGCGGCCGAGGGGCUCUGCGCACGCCAGCUCAGAGAGCCACACCGCGCGGACGCUUCAUGGUGCUGAAGGGGAGGGCUGGUGGCAUCCUUCAGGGCCAGGGUUUAGGAAUGACCCCCUCCGUUUGUCCGCCUCCCGCCCCCCUCGUUUCCUUUCUUCCAUUCUUUUUCUUUCAGUUUCUACGUUAGAACAUGUUAGGAUUUGAAAAAUGUCUCCACAACUAAUAUGCAACUUGCAAAGCUAUCUGGAGUCCAACCUUGAGAACUCAAUAGAAAAAGUCUUAUCUUUGGUAGAAAUGAUGACUUUUCCUUCAUAACUCAGGAUUUAGGGUAACGUUCCCGUGCCCUUUUCAGCGUUACAGCAGGAUGGCCGUGUCUGGCAAAACGUGAGGUCAAGAUUCCCUCCUUAGCAUCUCCCUCACGAUAUUUCUGAACCGCCUGCUUAGCCCAUAAGGAGUUUGAGUCGCUGCUUCCAGGGUCUCUUAGCAUCAGGAUCUCGCCUUCGUUCACAGCUCAGAUGAAAGCUAUACACCUCUGGUCUACAAUAAAGGUUAUCACUGAUCAAUAUUACCACAUGAAGGAACUUUUUUGUUUAAAAUUUGAAUUGGGUAGAAGAAGUUUAGGUUCCUGAACCUACUGUUUUGACUGGAUCUAAGCAUUCUGGUGGCAACAUAGAAAUUGGAGGAUGCAAGGAAAGAAAUCUCGGCGGUGUGGCUGCCCUCACGGUGAGCGUUGGUCACCUGUCACUGCGGAAUCUGGAUCCGGGUUCAGGCUGAUACCGUGCAUCUCUGUGCUCCUUCCUGCGGCUCACAUCCCAUUGCUCGUUCAUCUCACCCCUGCCUUAACUGCUCUGUAGUAUCUCUCCUGUGGGUCUUUAUUUUCAUCUGUUUCUCUCACUUUGGAUCUCAUGGGAAUAUGCACUUCAAAUUCCUUUCUAAAAUUUGAUGGGUUAGGAAGCUCAGUCUUACAAUAAGUGUCUUGCUAAUUUUUUUGAGCUGUUUUAUGGACAAAGUAAACUUUACAGAUUUAUAUGUAUUUUGCUGCACCAGAAAAAAGGACCAUAAACUAGGGCCCACCUUUAACUGAGCACUCCUUUGAAAGUUUUAUAGGUAUGAAAUAUAUGUAGAUAUUUGUAAGGAGUCUUAAUUCUUUUUCGAUGGGGUGCUGUGUAAAUCUUGUAUUUAUAAAUGUAAUGAAGGUAUUGACAGAAAAAAAUAUAUACAACUUUUAUAAAGGAUUGUGUACUGACUGAAUACAUUUAAAAGAAAAUAUAUUUUGAAACCUGUUCUGCUGUGAACAGAGAUAACAUAUCUUUUUACUAUGCUCUUGGUUUUUAAGUUAAGCUUCCUAAUGCAUAAUAAAUUUGCAGUGGAUACUUUUA
Molecule: messenger RNA, 2926 nt
Organism: Sorex araneus (European shrew)
Lineage: Eukaryota; Metazoa; Chordata; Mammalia; Eulipotyphla; Soricidae
Gene: SLC71A2
Product: major facilitator superfamily domain containing 14B
Exons: 12
Coding region: 48-1547 (499 amino acids)
Biological process (GO): transmembrane transport
Cellular component (GO): membrane
Molecular function (GO): transmembrane transporter activity
Source: RefSeq, a predicted model, not a curated record